AAAGAUUCUGUAAAAUUCGUUGAUGACUGCCCCCUACAAUUCCAAAAUCUUUCCUUUUCCCCUCACUAAUAUUAUUCCCAAAUCUCUCUUUAUCUGCCGUCUUCAACAACAAGACAACCUCAAUUUUGAACUUAUUACACUUCGAAAUCUCCGAUAAUUUGUCAUGUCUGCUUCAAUCAUCCCACUUUUGUCGUGUCACUUCCUCUUUUGCUCUGUUAUUCUCCAUCUCCCAAUAUUUCAAGACAAACAAAAAGAAAGUUCUGGGUCUCAAAAUACCCACCAUUUUAUUCCUGCUGUUGCAGGGAAGAGAGACUGUAAACAUUGGAAUAAGAAGAUAUGUGUCGUCUACUUCAAGAAGAGCCUCUAUCAUUUGAUCAACAAAGCUCAUAUACAAAGCCCCACAAUGCGCACUUAUACUUUUUGGUAGGAGGAUUCAUCGUGUUCGUAUGUUUGCUAAUUCUUAUUGUGGUGUUCCGGAAAUUUGUCAGACCACCACAGCUAGGAAGGUGCGUCAAGCGAAAAGACAGCUGCAAAGCUGCAAAAGAUUAUUUUAGUGGGAAACUUGAGACAAUAAGCUAUUUUAGCUUUCGGACGUUAAAGGAAGCGUCUAAGAAUUUCCAUGAGUGUAAUCUGCUCGGAAAAGGUGGAUUUGGACCUGUUUAUCGAGGUAAGUUACAAGACGGGAGGCUGGUAGCGAUAAAGAAACUAUCGUUCGAGAAAUCACAUCAAGGAGAGGCAGAGUUUCUUGCGGAGGUGAGGAUGAUUACAAGCAUACAACACAAGAACCUCGUUCGCCUUCUUGGCUGCUGUUGUGAAGGACCUCAAAGGGUACUCGUAUAUGAAUACAUGAAAAACAGGAGUUUAGACCGUAUUAUAUAUGGCAAAAGCAAUCAGUAUCUGAACUGGAAGACUCGGUUCCAAAUUAUCUUGGGUAUCGCUCGGGGAUUGCAGUACUUACAUGAAGAAUCACAUAUCAGAAUUGUUCAUAGAGAUAUUAAAGCCAGCAACAUUUUACUUGACGGAAAUUUUCAGCCAAAAAUCGGAGAUUUUGGUCUGGCCAGGUUCUUCCCUGAGGAUCAAGCGUAUCUCAGUACCACGUUCGCUGGAACAUUAGGUUAUACAGCCCCUGAAUAUGUCAUCAGGGGCGAAUUGUCUGAAAAGGCCGACAUAUACAGUUUCGGAGUUGUGGUUCUGGAGAUCAUUAGCGGCAGGAGAAACACCGAUCUUACACUAUCAUCCGAAACGCAAUAUCUCCCCGAAUAUGCAUGGAAGCUAUAUGAGAGAUCAAAAAUGAUUAAUCUCAUAGAUCCAAGAAUGCAAAAAGAUGGUUUUUCAGUGAGGGAGGUUAUGAAGACAAUUCAUGUGGCUUUAUUAUGCCUUCAACCUCUUCCAGACAUAAGGCCAGCCAUGUCAGAAAUCGUGGCGAUGCUGACUUGGAAGGCUGAAAUGGUAAAAUCGCCAAUAAAACCGGCCUUCUUGGAUCGUAGAAGACGGGAAAAUGAUGAAAAUGUGUCAAGGGAAACCAUUUCCAAUGGUUUUCCUUCUCUCGAAACCGAAUCGCCUUCAUUAACCCAACCGCCAAAUUCCCGAGAAUUCGAUGUCAAAGGAGAAAUUAUUGUUUAAAUAUGUUGGUUUAAUCAUUAGAGAUUUACCAAACAAUAUGCAAGUGUGAUAAUUCUACUGGAUUAUCCUGAACAAGUUUUGAUUAUUUGAGGAAAUAUAGAAGUGAAGCUUGUUCAUUUUC
Molecule: messenger RNA, 1744 nt
Organism: Helianthus annuus (common sunflower)
Lineage: Eukaryota; Viridiplantae; Streptophyta; Magnoliopsida; Asterales; Asteraceae
Product: cold-responsive protein kinase 1
Exons: 7
Coding region: 337-1623 (428 amino acids)
Biological process (GO): protein phosphorylation
Molecular function (GO): ATP binding; protein kinase activity
Source: RefSeq, a predicted model, not a curated record